This is a messenger RNA of Porites evermanni, 11144 nucleotides long. The record is from the annotation of a GenBank genome assembly. NCBI's taxonomy places the organism in Eukaryota, Metazoa, Cnidaria, Anthozoa, Scleractinia, Poritidae.
AGUUUGUGGAUUUUAGGUUGCGUUCAUUGGCCAUCGGGAACAUACGGGUUACCCAAAGCUACAUUAGGGUGUCCUUCGUCGUAUGGAUUCCACUGGAAGACUGGAUGGCGAUUGCAGGACACUAAUGGCGAAGAUUCAAAUAAUAAUAAGUCAAGCGAAUUUCACCUUGAUGGGGAAGUGGACAACAAAAAAGUAAACAGGUCGUUCUGCAUUAAAGAUAAUACAGGCAACGAGCUCGAAAACAGUAGGCCUCCAUGGCCCUCAGGUUAGCAACGUUGUGCACCAUCAGUAUUCACAAAAGAUAGAUAUCUAAAACAGAAAUGAAAAUAUUUAUUUCUUUUGCUUCUUUCUUUCAAUAUGUGUAGAAUAGUUAAUCUAUUUACGUUUAACUGAUUCUUUUCAAACGAACAUCGGUUCAAUUUAUUGUACUGUGUCAACUAAGAAACCGAUUCCUAGAAAUUGGCUUGUUUCCUAGCUAGGUUUCCUCAAAGGAGUUAAAAAAGUAAGGCAGGGGUCGUUUUUAACUGUUAUUUACAGACUUUACUUCUGUUCUCCUGCAGGCGAAUAUUGUGUUUACAAGAAAGAUUCACAGUGUCCAUCAGGACUGACAGGAGGUAACGUUUACUGGGAUGACGACGACCUGUACUACGAUAAUUUGAAUGACGAUAGUGGAAUACUUCCGUCAGGCCAAUAUCGAAAAAAUACAAGGAUAGAUUUUUGUUGCCAAACAAGUGGAAACAAGAAGAGGCCAAUCCUCCUUCCCACUCAAUUCCCAUUUUUUCUGUUGGCUUACGGAUCUGAUGAAUGUCAAAUGGUCAAAUGGACGAUAGCGACCAUGGAAUGGAUACAUUAUGACACAGAACACUGGGUUAACCGCGACCGUGCAGACUGGCCUUACCCCUAUAAUGCAGGAAUAAAGCAUCCAACCAUAUAUUACUGUUAUUACCGUGGUACGUCAUCUCUAUAGCAUUUUUGAAUUUUUUUUUCUAUCCAAUCACCCCACAGCCAUGCAGUUUUGUGUAAAAAUACAACUGAUUUGCGAACUUUGAACGUCGUAAAACCAAUUCAGUACUUGACAGAGGAAACACUUUUCCAGUUUCAACUUACAAUAGCCGCUAAAAUGGAGGUUCAGGGGUCAAUAUAAUAAAACUUUUACAAGUUUAUUUUCAAGUGCAGCCAUCGUUUAGAGUCUGAAAACAAUAGGUACAUUCGCAAAUUACGCUUGUAAAAGGUUGAUUAAAUUGACCCGCCAGAUCUAUUGCACUUACACCAAAAAUGAAACACGACAGGUUGUACUCGCAAUCAGUCGUUCUAUUGGGUUUUCUUUCAAUACUUUAAAGCUAUAAAAGCGUUAUACCUUCUGAAUGCUAUUCCUUUUUUACCUUUAAGGAUGUAAUAAAACCAUGAGUGGAGUCAAAGGCACCUUUCACUCUCCAAGCUAUCCAAACAAAUACCCGGAUGGACAGUAUUGCUCGUGGAGGAUCACGGUCAGUCCAGGACAAAAAAUCCACCUCAUGUUCACACACUUCAGUUUGCAGAGCGAGAACAAUACUGAUGCUUUAUAUGUGUUUGAUGCGCAAAAUGACACAGGGGAGUUGUUGGGAGUAUUUUAUGGGCAGCACCCUCCCCCCGUGAAUGGAAUCAACUCCUCGUCAAACCAUUUGUUUAUCAUAUUCAAAUCAGAUGAAACUGAUUCCAGUUAUCACGCCGGCUUCAAUGCCACGUACAGUGCCGUGUACAAAUCAGGUAAAAAACCCGGAAAUUACUUUCAGUGCUAUUUUAUGACCUCUAUUUACCUGCAGAUAAACUAUCGAAAACGGAUAAUCUAAAGUGCAGAGUCGGCCACGUUUUCAUUUUCAUCGUUGAAAUGAUAUUAACUUAUAGGCAACUGUGGAUGUACUAUAUUGAAUUAUCCUGAAAAACUGCUGGAUAAGAACUGUAAUUAAUAUCAACAUACGUUAAUGAAAGACAAGAUUUUUUGUAAUCUGAGGAAAAAAAAAAUCCCCUGGGCUGGGUUGUUCAAAGCUGGGUUAAGAAAACCCAUGGUAAUUGCAUAAUUUGAAUUCCGAAGAUAUUAAAGCCCAAUCCACAUUCAGUCAAUUCUUGUCUGCAAUUUGAUGAUUGGAUACUCUAAAAAAAAUAGAGAAAAAUAUCCGAGAAAAGAAGAAGAAACCUGGAUUAAAAUGUAACCCCCGGUUAGUGCUAAUCGGCCUUUGGACAACUGGGCCCUAGGCUAACUGUUCCAGCUUUCUAAAAGUAACUGUAUUUUUUUCUGAUUAAAAUCCUGCAGACGUAAUACCUACCCAAGAAGUUGCGUCAACAACUGCUAAAACAUUUUUACCAUCAUCAACAAAGACCACAUCUGACAUGGGAGUAACAGCAACAACUGUUGCAGCGACAAAAGACAUCGGGAACAAAGACCAAAGGAACGCGUCUCAAGGAAAAGGUAACAUGUACUCGAGUUUUUAGUUGUGUAACGCACAGUAAAAACCCACGUGUAAAAACUUAGUGGUUUCAGAACGUUUAACCUGCUGGCAGAAAUAUGCCAAUUCAUUGCCCAAACAUAUAUAAGAAACUUUUUAGCCAAGCAAGAUCAAGCAGGUUAUACAUUCUAUGUAAGUUACAGUUAAGUUAUGACAAACAUUUCAAGCAAGAAGUUUGACUUUGAGAUUGCAAAGAUUUGAAGAUAAUACUUUAUCUAUUUCUUUUAUAUAUAUAUAUUUAUUUAUCUUAUUUGUUUUUUACAUCUCUUGUUAUUGAAAUAAUCCUACAUAUACAUUCCGCAAUCAAUUUAGUCAGGCUUGUAAUAAUACACUUAUGAAUAACUGCUUAUAUAUAAGGACAAAACCCAAGUAUAUUUCGUUUUCUUACAGACAACAAGUAUAUUUGCUUCAUAGAAAUUAAAAAUUUAACUACUACUUAGCCUCAAUUGAAAAUAACUACCCCAAAAUACGAGAUUCUUUUUUGUCUGACAAGAAAUGUUCGUCCUUACACGCGGCUUUAUAUUCUAGUUUUUCCAGUGAAGUAAGAUUACAUUUCCUCCACAAAAACCUUAUUACCUAGAGACACUUUUUGGUAGCAAGGAACAAAAGGAACAAAAGCGAGAGUCAUGUUGUCCGUUUAACGCAGGUUUUCACUGUAUCUCACAAAGAAAACUAUCAAUAUCAUCAGUGGCUCUCGUUGAGACGUACCCCGUUACUAUUGACUGAAUUUAUGUCUAGCAGGUUUAAACAUUGUAGCUGUUGUUGUUCCGUUGGUGGCAUUGCUCUUCCUAGUAGCCUUGCUUGUAGCCGGAUUCGUUUUUUGCAAAAGGUGAGAUUUGUGUUGACUCAGGUAACAAACUGACUAUACAAAAAUAUAUUCCUCGCAUUUUCUCAGUAUCCUUAAAAGGCACUGGAUCAUUAUUCAGUUAUAGGAUUUAACAGUCACUCACUCAUUCACUCACUUACUCUCGUCCACUUACUCAAUCAAUCAAAUCAAUCGAUCAGUCAAUCAAUCCAUCUAUUAACCAGUCAGUUGGUCAGUCAAUCUAUUGCCACACAAUGCAACCAAACAACCAAUAAACCAAGCAAACAAACAAUCAGUCAGGCAGUCAGCCGAUUAACUAAUCAACCAGCCACCCACUGCAAGCCGCUAAUGACCCGUCCGAAACACAACUAGCCAACCAACCAAUAUUCAGAAGGUCAAUCAAUCAACCAACUAACCGAUGAAAGCAAUCAAUGAAAAAACCAAACUACCAGCCAAGCAACCCUCACAAACAGUUAAUCAAAAUUUCAGUCAAUUAAUAUAUUAACCAGUAACUCAGACAUUAGUAUAUAAUUGUAUGAUUGAUUUAAGAUAAUUAUUUAUCAGGAAUAACUUAAAAGGAAUCUUUAUAUUUCGCUUUAAUUCACUUUAGGCGGAGGACGAAAAGGCAAGGACAAGGAACACCGAAGGAAGUAGUUUUUUCGAGGUAGUGUACGAAGCUCUCCUCUACUGCUCCUGAAUAGUUUUACUACUUAGGAAGAAGUUAUUCCCCAGUUACUCAAAUAAAUAACCUUAUACGCAUUUUUUGUAAAUUUUUGCUCUUCUGAUUUGUAAAAGUGGGUAUUUAUUUAUUAAUAAGCUUACAGAAACUUUAUUGGUAACAACUAGGACGUCUGUGUAUUGUCCAUGGCCUUGUAUACAACGUAAGACUCAAUCUGAUUUUGGCAAUUUUUAGUUAACACUUUGUUUCGAAUUCGAGGCUGUCACAGUCAGGACAGGAAAAGCGUACCCUGAAGAACCAUUUCAUGAAUUGAUCAUAUAAAAAUUUAGUUAACCCGUUACCCGUUGACCACUACCAAAUUCAAAUCUGCAUUACUGCAAGCGAGCAUAAUGAGGAGUGAUUGCAACUUCACCAUAUUGGGACAGAUUGAAAAAUCAUUCACACUUUGAAUGGAUAAAAUUCCUAUGUAGAUUUUUAGUUCAGGAAGAAAAUUAAGCUGACAAGACUGAAAUUUCAUCUACCUCCCAUGUGAAUACACCGCUCGUAACGUAUGAACGUGUAAACAAUGAAUUCAUUUUAAAAUAAAAAUGAAUAGUUACGGGAUAUGUUUGACCUGAACUGAAUGUACAGGCGGCUGAUUGUGUAUUUAAAUUGCAAAUGGAUCAAUCUCAUGACUGUUUGAAAUGAUUCUGUUUUACAGGUCCAAUAGCGAAGGACCCAGGUCUGUUGAAAAUCCAUACUAUAACAGGUACAAAUAUAAAGAAAAUAAAACAUUUGUCAUUGUUUCUGCAGAUUAUAUUAGAGUUAAAACAUCUUUUUGGUAUUUUACAGUGAUAUGGUGAUAGUAAAUACAGCUUGCUCUUCUGACGACAACGGGUUGUACACUAAUGUUAGAGAGGAUAGAAGGACUGACAAAGGUACAUGCAAACGGCAUGAAAUUGAAAAACCAUUGUCUGGCGAAAGUGAGGUGUACAGCAAUGGUGCAAAGGACCACCUGAGUGAUAAAAAGACAUGCAAACUUCGGGAAAUUGCCGAAAACGAACUGUACGCCAAUGUUGAAGAAGACCGUAGGAUUGACAAGGAAACAUGCAAACAACUUGAACGUGAAAGCCCGUGGCCUUGCGAAAGCGACGUGUACAGCAAUGUUGUGACAGAACUCAGGGAUGAUAAAAAUCCAUACUGUGAAGAAAAACUUGCAGAAAACGAGCUCUACACUGAGGUUGAAGAAGACGAAAGGAUAAACAAGGAGACGCGCAAUGAGCAGGAAAGUGAAAAUCCAUUGUACGAGUCUGCUACGAGUGAAGUGGAAUUUAAUCCCAUCUAUACCUGACAAACACGUUUUAAUGCCUUAUUUCCUCAUCAAAGUCGCGUCAUUCUGUAGCUGGUAGUUUAUCUACUGUGUCUGAAAACCGUCACCAUGUGACGGAAAAUUUUUUCUUUUAGAAUCCGGAGUCUGUAAAAUGUUGCCUUGGAAUCCGGAACCCUGGGCUUUGAAUCCAGAAUACAGCUCAAGGAACCCGGAAUCCCACUAACGAUUUGAAUCCAGAGUCCAACUUCCACUUACAUAGACUGGAAUCCAGCACCUGGAAUCCUAUCCGGAAUCCACGGCGUGGAAUCCAGAAUCCAAGACUGUCUCGGAUUUCCUUACAUAGGCAGUGAAAGAGCAAGAAUAAAAUAGGACUUAACGUUUGAAAAAAUGACGUUGACACUUAAUCUGCAAUUAGUUCAUCAGUCCGAAGCUAACCGUAUCCAGUAACAGUAAACCUAUUGCCCAAGGUACAAUCACGGACAAAAGUUGUUGGGAAGGUUGUACAACUUAACAGUGGUCCAUUUUAAUCCUCAAAAAAGAGAGUUUUCUCCUUUGCUAAAUAUCCCUCGUCCCCCCUAUUCAAUGUUGGGAUAUAACAGAACAAUUACGCGCAACCAUUAAGGUUUUGCUCAACAUUGGGCCAGGGGCGGGAGGAGGAAGAAAAAAAAGAGGUGAAAAAAGCAACCUUCCCAACACUUUUGACGAUGAUUGUAGCUACAAUAAACAAUUAGCUAUUAAUGUUUUUGUAGAACAUUGCAAUAAAAGUGAAGUGUUUCCCAUUGACACUGAUUUGUAGAACAAAAAAAGACAUAAGACGAAAUUUCUCUCAAAAUAGUAGCCAUUUUGAGGCAAUGCAAAUUAUAGAAGUUUAGGUUUACUCUUCGCCUUGCUAUAACUUAUUUAAUCAAGUAUAACUAUAAGUCAAUGGCCGCAUUAUCAUGAUAUUAAACGAUAAAAACAUUAUGACAUAAAAUGCUAUUUUCUGAUCGACCUCAAGCACGUCUAAAUGACUCUUCUUUUACUUUCAAGCUCAACAAAUAAACCUUAAUAAAGCUUGCACCACACCUAGAUUGGUUUCCUUUAAUUUUAGCGGAGUUUGAAAUAAUAUCCCGACAGCCAUCCCCGCACCUUUUUUCAUGAGAGCCCCCCGGGAUAAAGGGAUGAUUCAUCGUGCUUUCAGCUGGAAGUUUUCAUCUUUUCCUCGAUCGUCAUCAUUUGUCAGUAUAUUUUAUAUAUGCACACUUGAAGUGGCAGAAACAGUUGUUCUCCAUGCAGCGACUAACCGACCGAUCUCGAGCUCGAGUAAAAAGACAGUGGCGGAACCAGACCUUCAGAUAAGGGGGAGGCCCGGUCAUCCAGACCCUGAGAUAAAAAUCUUUUUCGGCCCUUCGGGGCUUCGUAUGGUCUAAAAAUAAGGUGGGGGCCCGGGCCCUGUUCUCAAUGCAGCGACUAACCGAGCUCGAGCUGGAGUAAAAUGACAGUGGCGGAACCAGACCUGCAGAUAAGGGGGAGGCCCGGUCAUCCAGACCCUGAAAUAAAAAUCUUUUUCGGCCCUUCGGGCCUCAGUAUGGUCUAAAAUUAAGGUAGGAGGCCGGGCCCUCAGGGCCCCUUCCCUGGAACCGCCACUGAGAGACCCAUAUAAACCAUUCCAUGUGGACCGAAAUAUUCGUCGACCGGCCUGGGUAUUAAAAUAAAGCCCUCAAGCAGGCUCAUAGCCCACCCUGCCUCGCAACAUUAACGUUUUUUAUGGAAUAAAAACUUCAUAGGAACCCGUCGAAAUCCAUACCCCUUCGCGGAAACGUUUCGCUAAAUUGGAGGUUGGAGACCAUUGACCUUUUUGCCCAAAAAGGUUCGGUUACGAAAGAAAGAAAAAAUGUUAACGCCCCACUUAUAAUUAUCUUAUGGGUAAUUUGUUAAUUGUGUGAGUGUUUUUUUUACCUUGGUAACGCACCAGGGUCACGUUCUUGAAGGGAUUGAAAGGUCUAAAUUAUCAGUGUGAUGUCUAACUUAUUGUACCUUCCUUUCAUUCGCAACGUACACCAGUACUGUAAUGUUCUUGUUUGCUACCCUAGGAUUGUUGACCGUUUGCUUUAACAUAAGACCGUCAGGUGGGUAUUUGUAAUAAUUGAAAUCCUUUGUAGGCUUAUUGCAGUGACCGGUGAAACUAGCAUUGCAACCGGACAUGGCAAAUAUUUCACCCCAGUAUGCGGUUUACACAUUUGUCCACUGAAAGGGUAUGGUCACACUAUUUCCCCCAACAAGUUUUUUUCUCUUGUAUGCAGCUAGUUGAGAUUUUUUUCUCUUUUGAGUUUUUAUCCAUAGUAGGAUAUUAACAUCGAUAAGAAUCCACAGGUAAAAUUCCACGAGGAUUAUUGUUUUAGGGUGUUUUAGUUAUGACGACUGAGACGUUUCACGAUGAAAAGCCAUUCAAAACUUUGUCGUCGGCCGAUUUCUAUCAUUCCGGUUUUUCAAGGUUAAGUAUAAAGGAUUGGAUGUUAGAUAUUCUUGUUGCUGGAUUCCGUUUCGCUAAAUUCUUUCUUAAUUAUUCUGCUCAGUAUACUCGGACUUCCUGUUGAAAACGGUACAAUAUCAUGUUCUGAGGUUGCGUGAUCAAUGCUUUAAAACUAUUCGAGCUUGGUAAUUAAUGCUAUACAUUCAUAAUGCAUAACCUGCAUUUAUAGUAUUUAUUAGUAAUUUAUGUUGAUCGAAUACCCUCUCGUAUUAUUCCAGCACUUAAUUGAAAAGCGAACUUGAAUUCCAAGAGAGCUUUCCUCAUGGGGUAAUGUCAUGCGGGAUAUGCCUACGAGGGUCGAGACUCCAACGGUGAACUCAGCCGUAUUGUCAGAUAACACUGACACGCAACGGGCUAAUUGUCCAAUCAAAUGGACGUAGAUUUGAUUGACUGUUGCACAGCUACUUGUUCCAAUUCGCACAAGUACAAGCAGCAGAGCCACAACAUUACAUGAUCGAAAAUAACUUACUUUCCAGGGACAUUUCGUUGGCCAUCUGGUACAUACGGGAUACCCAAACCUACAUCCGGGUGUCCCGAGGAUGACGGUUUCCAAUGGAAGGAAGGAUGGAGAUCCCAAGACACAAAUGGAGUAAAUUCAAACAACUCCAGGUCGCAAGAAUAUCACCUAGAUGGGAAAGUAGACAACACGAAGGUUCAAAGGUCAUUCUGCAUAAAAAACGAUACAACAAAUGAUAGGAACAGACUCUCCUGGCCAUCAGGUUGGUAAUUAUCAAAGGAAGGCAUGUUAUUAGUUUUGUUUGUAAUCCAUUAUUUCUGAUAUAAGUACAAUUGAACCUAUCUUGACUUAAGCGCUCACCCAUGGAGAUAGGUCAGCGGUAUCCAUCAUGGAGGGAUAGUUCUGGGUUUCAGAUACUUCGUCACUUUUUCUAAACUUUUAAUAUCAUAAUCACUGUGUGCGUAGGAUAGCCGUUCAUCAAGUACCGAAUUGACCAAUAGUAGCAUAGCGGUAAAUCGAGCACCGGAAGUCGUUUUCAUUUGACGUUGCGUUUAUUUGGCGCUGGUGUUACAGACAUGUGGCAGUUGAAGAUAGGUUCCCGUUAGCAGAGGAUAGACACAGUGGAGUGUUCAGAUCAGGAGUUGUUUCCUUAUAGCAGUGCACAAGACUUUUAGUCCUCUUUUUGUUCUUAUUAUGAAGCAACUCUAAGAUCGUUAUGUAAUAUCGAAUUAGAUACGGAGAUGCAUGAAUCUCUUUGUGAAUCUGGUUACAUUAACGUGCCGGGACACUCCGCACUCGUUUUGGAUUUCUACAUCUGAGAAUUGAUGGACAAAUAAGUUAAAACCCUUUCAGUGAUUUAAUCUAUGCUCCCUUAGCCCCAAUCUCUCGGAGUGCAAGAGAAACUAUUAUAUAGCAGUGUAGUUACUAAUUUACCGCCGUAUUCUUUCAACAGGAAAAUACUGCAUUUACAGAAAGAACCAGUGUCCUUUUAAAAUGAAAACGGGCUUUGUCUACUGGGAUGAUGCUGAUCCAUAUGGCGUAAAUAAAAAUAAUUUCAAUGAUAAAAAUGGGACGCUUCCAGAUGGGGAAUACAACCUCAACACAAAAAUUGAGUUUUGUUGCAGAACAGACGGAAACAAAAAUGAUCCUAUCGUUCUACCCUCUGAAAAACCAUUUUUCCUUCUUGCGUAUGAGUCGCGAAAGUGUCAGAUGGUAAAGUGGGCGACAGUGAGGCCUGAGUGGAUAUAUUACGAUACAGAGGAAAAUCGAAACGCAGAUAACAGCAGCGGAGCGUUUCCCUACCACGCUGGUGUAAAUCAUCCAGCUAUACAUUACUGUUAUUAUCAUGGUAAGUAAAUCUUUCGGGUGGGGAGAUGGGAAGCGGGAGGGGGGGGGGGGGCGGGGGGGGGCACCCCCAAAAAUGGGGGCGAUAUUUAUGGCCGCCUGAUGGGGUAUAGUUUUUGGGGGCCCCCCUCUUAAAAUAAGGUUUCUUUUUUACCCUUGUGGGCGCUGUUUUCUUAGUCGCGGUUGGGGGGGAGGGAGAAGAGGAGAAAGAGGGGAGGGGGGGGAGAGGAGGGAGAAAAAAUAAAAAAAAAAAAAAAAAAAACAGAAAAAAAAAAGCGGGGCGUGUUUUCCCGAUAUGGUGUGGUAAAAUAGGAGGUUUUAAUUUUGGUUGUUGUAUGGGUGGAAGAGGGUGGGGGGGGGGGGGGGGGGGGGGGGGGGGGGGGGGGGGGGGGGGGGGGGGUGGCUACUCCCAUAAAUGGGGUCGAUAUUUAUGGCCGCCUGAUAGGGUAUAGUUUUUGAGGGUCUCCAUCUUAAGAUAAGGUUUCAUUUUUGCCCUUGUUGGCGCUGUGUUCUUGGUAUAUAUGAUCAUUAGAUAGGGUACCGUUAUUAUAUCAGCUAAAAGAGAGUAAAUGCCUUGGUGCACGACGAAUAAAUCAUCUGUGAAAACUAAACUUUAUCUUAGAGUAUUAGGAAAGCGAUUCACGGAAGAUUUGCAUGUUUCCAUUAAAUACUUAGUUUCUGUCUUUCCCUUGAAUUGGGUCUUAUUUUCCUGGUUUGGGCGUCAAAUAGGGUAUCAGUUUUCGUUUGUCUCAUGCUUAAAUAUAAGGGUCUGGGUUUAAGACCCUGGGCGGUACACACCUGAUCGAAAUUUCUGGGAGCACCCUCUGGUGUAAAUCUCGUUUCUGCUACUAAUAAACCUCAAAUCGUAAAUAUGUCAUUACCGAUUACCCUCGCGGCUUUUCAGGGAAUUUACAACAACGUUUGGAACACGUUUGCCAAACUGUUUGAGUAGCAGUUUACAGUCAAUGAAGGAAUCAGUUAUGAAUGCCCCUUACUAGUUACGAGUGUAAAAUUUAGAUACAUCACCGGGGACUACAACUCCUGCUCCUUAGAAACAGCGACAACACUGUGUGAUUGGAAAACCGUCAUUACCGAUGAUAUUUAUCUUAAGAUAUAACAUUUUGCACUUGACGCAUGUGCGUGGGUAGCCUGUGCAUGUUAAGCAUACAUUUAUCUUUUAGGUUGUAACAAGACUCUAACUGGAUUGAACGGCACUUUUCACUCACCAAACUAUCCAAACAAAUACCCGGAUGGACAAUACUGCUCCUGGAGGAUCACAGUCAGCCCAGCCCAACAAAUCCACUUAACUUUCACAGACUUCAAUCUGCAAAACGAAAAUAACAGGGACGCUUUAUAUGUGUUUGAUGGAGAAAAUUCCACAGCGGAGGUGCUGGGAGUAUUUUAUGGAAGUUACUCUCCCCCAAAAGAGGGAAUAAACUCUUCUUCAAACCACAUGUUCAUUAUAUUCAAGUCAGACAAUAAUGGCUCUUACACCGGCUUCAAUGCUUCUUACAGUGCUGUUAAUUAUUCAGGUAAUGAUCAUGUACCUCUUAUU